UCGCUGCUCGCAGUAAUGCGGCGUGAGUGCGUGGAUACGUACAUAGGUCGAUUUGCGCAUGAGAACAAGAUAUCAUGCCAUUCGCUGUGAAAAAAGGGCGCGCUUACGAAAUGUGACACAUUUCGUGUGAAUACAAAUGAAAUCGUAUUAUGAAGAUAUCAACGUGACUGAUCAUCAGAUUUCUUUGCGAUUUGCCAAUGAGGAUCGAAUUCAACGACGUCAUGAUUUUCUUUGGUGCGAAUAGAAGAUGGUAUUACUUUCGAGAAAGAUGAGUUUUUCGUGAGAAACCAAAAAUGGAGAAUCAAGGCUUCGAAGGAGAGCAAUAUCGCAAUAACGGAAGCAGUUAUUUUAUUCACACAGAUUCCGCGAUACAUCCUGACGUUCACGUUUACGAGGACAUCGGUCCAAGUCGUGAAGAAUUCUGUAGAAUUUCUUCCGGUUUCCUCGAAGAGUCAGCUCGUUCGAAAGUCGAACAGAAUGGUCGUUCAUUUAUAACUUCGAACUUUAAGAACGACUCGGCUGAAGGAAUUCGAUCGGAAUCUUCUCAGUCGAUUUAUUUCCAACGAAAUUUAACGUUGCCUUUUCGCCGAGGACUUUUAUCGUCAACUUCGUCUCCUUCGACGAGUUACUCCAUAUGGGAAAAGAGAUGGAAAAGUAGUAAAGAAAAGAAAGAUCCUUCGUUAGAAAGAAAUCUUUCUGAUAAUCCACGUUCACGGGAAGAUAAUGGGAAUAAAAAUAGUGCAUUAUCGAGAUUGCGAGAAGAAGAUCAUGUUAGGGCAAGCGAAAAAUGCAGGAGGAAGGAUUAUAAACAUUGUAAAAAUAAAGGUAACUCUGUGAAUUCUGAGAGUCAGGAGAAGAUAAACGCGAAUGAUGAGAAAGGUAAAGAAUCAUCAUGCUCGUGUCUAUCGAACGAAACAAUCCUUUUCCAACACAAUGACAAGUUCCUUCCGCUUUGUCACUCAUUGUGCAAGACUACCGAAGAAUCCACGGAGUUUACGAGACAAAAUUCUUCUUCCAUUGCGAUAUUUUCGAUCUCAGAGAAGGUUCAACAGCAAAAGCAAGAGCAAUAUCAUCAUCGUCAUCAUCACGAACAGCAGCACUUACCAUCGAGAGCACUCGAAUACCUGCAGUACGAUAGAAACGACGUUGAAACGAAGCUCGCCCACGUGUUGGAAACUAACGAAGAUAAGGCGCUCAUUAUAUCGAAGAGAAGUCAACCAAAUAUGAGAAUAAAUUCGAUUUACACACAAGAUCAUUGGUAUGCUAAGGAAGCUCCAAUAUUUUUCACGGAUCUUAAGGAAUCAAGUACUUUUCAGAGGGCUUAUUCCCUCCCAGUACGAAUGCAAACUCCUACUUCGCAAAAUCGGGUUAACUUGCGAAAAAGCGUCCGUGGCGAACCACCACCGGAUCCAGCAAGACUUCACAAACAUCAUCGCGGAUGGACGUUACAUCUUGCACGACCACUCGAAGGAUCUGGCUGCAAUAGAUCUUUGAUCUUCUUAUUGGUCCUUUUAUUGAUACUUCUCGGAGUAGGCGCUGGUGCUCUUUAUAUCGUCUUCGAACCGCAAAAACUACAAAUUAUUCAACUUUAUCUGAAAUCAUCGAAUGGAAACUCAUCGAUGCAAAACGUCACGUCCGAGGAGUCUUUCAAUCAGGUUUUCUCAAACGAAUCGAAGAACGUGCCGAUGAGAACACCAACGACAAGUACCAUUCACAUGGCCGAUGUAUUUUUAAACGUCGACCUGUCGUUCUCCGAUGAUACUCCAUCGCUGAUCACGAAAACGGAAACGGAAGCAUCGAACAUUGUGCAUGCGAAUACUAAUUCAACGAGAUAUUGCGAUGACUGCUUGAGUGGAGAGGUCUGCGUUGGUUUGGUAGAUGAAGAAGUGCCUAUUUGUAGAAUCGGUUUGGAUCCUGAAGAUCCAACAGGAUGUGCUGGUCUGUGUAUUAUCAACAAGCAAAGAUGUCAUCGUCUUGACAUCGAUGCUUUUAGAUGCGUAGAGAUAGAGCACUACUGUCUAAACGAUGAGUGGACUUGCGUGAAUACACUUUGUAUUCCUAUGGAAAAACGUUGCGACGGUCAUAUGAACUGUUACGAUCACUCUGAUGAGUACAAUUGCGAUUGCAAUUCAGAGACGCAUUUUCAGUGCGGCAACGAUACUUCUUGCCUACCAUUGGAAAGGAGAUGCGAUGGUAGAAUAGAUUGUUGGGAUGCUAGCGAUGAAAUUAAUUGCACCUUAGGUCAUAAUUUUGGUCGGUCAUGCCCAUUGGAAAGCGAAUUUACGUGCAGUAACGGGCAAUGUAUAUUAAGGGCUCGAUUUUGCGAUGGAUUGGUCGAUUGUGCCGAUGGAUCGGACGAGCCACAUGGAUGCGAGGGUCGAUGCAAUAAGCAUGAAUUCACAUGCCAAAAUAAUAGAUGCAUUGCAAAAGGUGCAAAAUGUAAUGGAAUUGAUGAUUGCGGAGACUAUAGUGAUGAAAGACAUUGCAAAGAUCAUGUUAUGUAGCAUUUAUAAAUCAUGAAAAAAUUUACAAUGAGCAAGAAAAAGUUAUGAUACAUAUACAGUAUUUUAUAUACAAAUAAUUAUGUAUGUAUGUAACGUGUAUAUAUAUACACACACACGUCUUGUAUAGAUAGUAUAAUAAUCGUGAACGGAUAAUGAAUAUUAUUAAAUAAAAGAGUACUAAUUACUUCACAAUAAGUUUAUUUGUAAAUUUCAAUUUUUACAUAAGAGACUAAUUAGUUCAUAUUUGUCAUUAUUACAUAAAUAUAAUCAGGAAUAUUUGUAUUAUGCAUGUAUUGCAAAAAAAAAUAUUUAUUUUAUCAGUUGUUUUAAUUUUAAAAAUAUAUGAUCAGAAUCAUAAUCAUAAUUUUGUUCUAUGUAUUUAUAUAUUAUUACCAAUGAUUAAAACAUUAAAUACUGGUACUUCCGUAUGUGCUAUAUUAUUAAUAUUUAAGCAUUUUUCAAUACAAGAUGCUUUAUAAAUUUUCGAAGCCCGAUUAAAUAAGCUUCUCGUGUUAAUGUAUUUUACUAUAAUUCUUAAUAUCGUUAUUAUAUAUAUACAGACAUUAAAUAUGCACACUUGCAUUUGGAUGUUUCAUUGUUGAACAAGUGAACCCCUUAUAAAAAUUCGUCUGGUUCACGUGGGGCAUCAAGGUCUCGAUAAUGAAUGACAGGUCGGAAAUCUCCUCCACCGCCACUGUAAUAGUGAGUAUUAGUUUAGUCAUUUAAUUAUAAAUAAACAAAAACUGUAGAAUGUUAUAGAAAUUUAUGUUGUAAUAGCAAUAUUUAUAUAUAUAUAUAUAUGAUUGUAUUUGUAUUUCGAUGACCAACCAGCAUAGGAAACAAAUGGAAAUGGGUUUAUAAUAAAAUCACAAAUAAUUAGUAACAAAUAGUUUUAUUUUGUUGGUCACAUAUAGUUAUAGCAUCGAUUGAUCCUAGUAUUCUUUGAAGUAAAUAAAAAUUUUGUAAUUUAUUUUCUUCACUUGGAAAAAUAAACAUAUAUAUAUAUAUAUAUAUAUAUAUAUUUUUUUUUUACGAAUAUUUGGAUCUCGAUGAAUUUUUAAAAUAAGAGUAAAUAAAAAUAUAAAAAAAAAUAGUUGUGCUGAUUUUGUAACACAUUAGUUUUACAAAUGAAUUUAUACUGAGAAUUGCAAAUGGCAGUGAACAAUUUUUGUAUUUCUAUUCUCUUUUUUCUUUUUUUUUUUUAGCGAUAUUGUGUUACAUAAUCCAGAUAUAAAUCUGUUGGCACAAAAGACCAGACAUUUUAAAAAAUUUUAUUUUAUUAAUGCAAGAAUCAAAUGGAAUUAAAUAAACUUAGAAAAUGUCCAUGUCCAUCUAGUCCAAGUCAUUAUAAUUAAUAAUAGUUCUUGAAGUUGAAUCUGCGGCGACCCUGGAAACAUUGUUUUUACUUUUUUCAAAAUGUUCCUAUUUUGACUGGAUUAAAAUAUCACCUGAAUAUAUACUAUAUUUAAUACGUAAAUAUAUACUAUAUUUAAGUGUUUCAUUUAUUCGACAUAAUAUUCUUUAAUACAUUGCGCAAAUGCUAUAUAUAGAAGAAAAAGAUUAAAAAGAUUUGCGAGUUAGAAAUAUAAAACAAGACAACAUACAAAAAUAUCGAAAGAUGAGGGAAUGCGUAUAAUAGAGAAAUUCAUGUCUUACCUUCCUCUGUUAAAACCACCACGACUGGGACGAGGCAUUCCAAAUCCUCCGCCAAAUCCGCCACCGUAGCCGGAGCCAUAACCUCCUCUGCCUCCUCCGUAACCAGCUCCAUAACUUCCAAAUCUGAAGACAAAGAAUAAAGGAAUUUCGAGAUAUAUAAUAUGCUUAUAAUUUUUUUAACAUUAUAGUUAUUACGAUAAAAGUGUCACUUCAAUUUUACUUACGUUGUACAACCGUAUGGAUUAAAACCUUCACGUGGUCCUUCCCUAGGCGAUACUUUAUUGCCAGGAUGUUCUGGAAGCUGUGGUCGUUUUGGAUCUUUCAGAUAAUUAUUAAAAUAUUCUGCUUCAGUCAUAACUUCGUUAACUUUCUCUGCGUGUUUAUUGAAUAUAUGUUUACGGAUAAAAUCAGGUCCCUUGAAUUUUUUUCCACUGAGAGGACACAACCAUUUAUCUUUCGAUAAUUCUUGCGUGUUCGCUUGCACAAAUUUUUCAACUUCACUAUAUGUCAUCGAGUUAAGGAAAAUAUUUGUGAACCAAAGAUAUUACGGUGAUCUAUUUCUUUCCUUACUAAAAUCAUCAGAUUAUAGUCACCCGACAAAAUUCUGUUUGAAUUAAUAACGAUAGAUGAACGUAGUAUAUCUUAAUAUCUUCAUGGCAAUCAACGUUCCUUAUCUUGGCAUAUAUUCACUUUGUUCUAUAUUAACCCUUUAGAGAUAUGUUUGAUCUCAGCACAGUUAUAAUUCAAAGCUACAAUUUUUACCUUUUAAUCAAAAUAAAAUUAUUAAUAUAUAGACAGUUAAAAAGAUGUAAUAAUACUCAUAUAAUUAAAUAAAUUUUUUUAAAUCAU
Messenger RNA from Vespa velutina, 5009 nucleotides. RefSeq lists its product as uncharacterized. Gene Ontology annotation, molecular function: protein binding. The transcript is spliced from 9 exons. Lineage: Eukaryota; Metazoa; Arthropoda; Insecta; Hymenoptera; Vespidae. Bases 294 to 2504 code for a protein of 736 amino acids. The record is from RefSeq and is a predicted model, not a curated record. Gene Ontology annotation, cellular component: plasma membrane.